AUGGAUAUGGACAGUAGCAUGUCUGGAGGCCCCGGCCUCACGGAUGCCGGGCUUGAUAUGUCAAAUUACACUGUGGCCUCUGAUUUUCUAGCUGCGCUUCUCGAUGACACCACUUUGCAACAGACUGAUUACGCUAUCGCGAGGGCAUUUUGGUACGGCAUCGUGAUUGUCAUCGCGCUGGCAGGCAUUGUCAACUGGACUCAAUGGGCUCUGUUGAAGUUACGAUUGCGAGCGGCCGCGGCGAAUCGUCCCCGACCGACAAGUCCUUCGAACCCAGUCACUUCAUUCCUCGCCGGCUGCACUGCUGUAGUGCGGGAAAUUGCCUACCAUCAAAUUGCCCCUCCCAACUCCUGGCUGCGGAUACCAGCCGUCGGAUCAAUUUUACUAAUUUUGAUGUAUUUCGGGUACAUCAUGGGACUGCAGUUCUUCGAUUGGGACUAUCCUGGUGCACAGUACUGGCAAGCACAGGGUAUUCGUGCAGGCUGGCUCACGAUAGCUCAAUUCCCACUUCUCUUGCUCCUGGCUGGCAAGCAGAACUUAAUUGGGUAUGCAGUCGGUGUUUCGUAUGAACGACUACAAAUUCUGCACCGUUGGGUUGCAAGGGUCAUGCUGCUCACUGCUACCAUCCACGGUGGUGUCCAAGCCUAUGGCUGGAAUAAAUACGGGGUCAUGAAACUUGAGAUUGACACUGACAGCUGCUUUUCUACUUGGAUGAUCUUGCUUUGGCUCGUCUUUUCCGCAACUGCUCCAAUUCGCAAUUGGCGCUAUGAGAUAUUUGUGAUCCAGCAUAUCAUCACGUUUAUUGGACUUGUUGUGGCUAUCUUCUACCACUUGCCUUCAACCGCCCUCAGUUCAAGAAUAUAUGCCUGGAUCGGAGUCGGUGUGUUUGUUUUUGACCGGUUCGUCCGGACCCUUAUUUACGUAUUCAAUAACAUGAGGCCCGCGAAAUCUGUCCUCCAAAGUCUCCCGGGGGAUGUCACAAAGGUUCAGAUCACCUCUUCCCGAAUUAAAAAUUGGAGUCCGGGGCAGCAUGUCUUCUUAUCCCUUCCGAAUUUGGGACUGGGUCAAUCCCACCCCGCAACAAUUCUCUCCAUUCCCUCAUCUCAUGAAAACAAAUUGGUCUUCAUCUUGCGAGCACAUAAAGGCUUCACUCAGCGGUUGCUCCGAUCCGCCAAAUCAUCCUCUACAGAUCUUUCUCUUGCGAUUGGAGACAAAGAAGAAGCCAACAGGCAGAAUACAUUGGAAAUAAAAGAAGAGGAAUAUGUUUCCCUCAUCGGUGGUCCAUACGGCGGAUCGCAUUCCGAUUUUGCGGCUUUCGACACCGUCUUUCUCAUCGCGGGAUCUACCGGUGCUACAUUCACUUUACCAGUCCUUCUUGAUAUUGCGGCACGGUCGGCGAAACAGAAGUUGCCAGUCCGCAAAGUGGUAUUUGCUUGGGUCAUAAGGACCGUCCAAUGCAUAGAGUGGAUUUCAAACGAGUUACAACAGGCAACCAAUUUACUCAUCGAUAAUGGAGUCGAAAUUGAAGUACGAUUGUUUGUGACAUGCGAGGUUGAUCCAGGGGAAAAAGCAACAAAGAAAGCAGGAUGCAAGUGUCGAAAUAUCGAAGGACCAUGUUGCUGUUGUGAUUUGGAUACCGAAAAGCCCAAGGAUAAUUCAAGCACGUUCAAUACGUCUUCAAGUGAUGACCCAGAUAUUGAAUCAUCCCAAUUCGUUAGGCUUGGACAAUGUCAUGCAGAUACAAGCACAUCAUUACCACUCGCCUGCUGCACGGUUGAAUCCGGUCGGCCCCAGCUGAAGGCGCUUCUCUGGGAUUUACUGGAUCAUGCCCGGGGCGAAACUGGUGUCGCCGUGUGCGGAUCUCCAGGACUAGUGAGCAGUGUACGAAACACCGUUGCCACUGUUAGUGAACAACGUGGAUCAUGCAAAGGGACUGGAGCUGAGGGUAUAUAUUUACACGCGGAAGGUUUUGCCUGGUGA
Molecule: messenger RNA, 1980 nt
Organism: Penicillium atrosanguineum
Lineage: Eukaryota; Fungi; Ascomycota; Eurotiomycetes; Eurotiales; Aspergillaceae
Product: ferric reductase family protein
Exons: 4
Coding region: 1-1980 (659 amino acids)
Biological process (GO): iron ion transport; copper ion import; intracellular iron ion homeostasis
Cellular component (GO): plasma membrane
Molecular function (GO): ferric-chelate reductase activity
Source: RefSeq, a predicted model, not a curated record